Fusarium verticillioides 7600 is the source of this 2657-nucleotide messenger RNA. RefSeq lists its product as hypothetical. The transcript is spliced from 4 exons. NCBI's taxonomy places the organism in Eukaryota, Fungi, Ascomycota, Sordariomycetes, Hypocreales, Nectriaceae. Gene Ontology annotation, cellular component: mating projection tip. The coding region runs from base 569 to 2128 and encodes 519 amino acids. Gene Ontology annotation, biological process: cell wall biogenesis; regulation of fungal-type cell wall biogenesis. The record is from RefSeq and is a predicted model, not a curated record.
CCAACCUGUUUCAUUCCAUCAUCCAUCUCAGUGUCCUUUUUUCCAGUGCCGACCUCCCAUUCUAAUUACUAUAAUUACCUCGCCUAUCCAUCCCAUUCCCCUGGCGCAUCCACUUCUAAGGGCCUUACACGACAGUGGGAGUAAAAAGAAAGAGAAGACCCCACGCGUCUGAGCGGAGUAGACCACCAGCCAGCAGCCACCUCACCUUUCUCCUCCUGUAGCUCCAUUUCUCCCAUUUGGCUCGUCAGGUUCCCCUGGAUUAGAUUGGAUUGGACAAACCAACUCGGGCUUUUGGGACUUUUCGGCUGCAUCAAUCUUCACCUCAAACCCUACAUCAUCAUCCAUUCAUCAACAAACUCCAUUCGUCGCUCUCUCGCAAAUCUUUCUCGCUCGCUCACUCUCUCCUUUUGCUUUAUCACACCGCUCUACUUUAAUCGCUAGACCAGGCUCAGGCACUUUCAUUGUGGCUCUUCACCUUGUCUUCCCGUCGCAACCAAACCCCUAGCAACCAACGCUCGUUCACCCUUUUUCGCCGUUCUUCGGGUUUUAAGCCCCUACUGCCGCCACAAUGGCAAACACUUUCGGUGCGACCAUCAGGUCUUUCUGGCAUACUAUGACUAGUUAUGACAGACAUUCUUCAUUUGACUCCCCAUAUCGAACCGGUCGACAUGUCCCCCUACAGAAUGGUCGAGGUGGUAUUAUGACUGGCGUAGCAACAGCCUCCGAUUCUCGAAACGAUGUCUCAUCUCCCUACUCCGACGAAACCGGCCGGGCUUCUCCUCUCCAACCCGACGGCUCUACUUUCGCUCCAACAAGCGCCCCCUAUUCACCUGGCCUGAGAUCAAUGAGCGCGCGAAACGCCAGCCAGGGCGAUGGCUUCGAGGUGCAGAGCCCCGGCGAUGUCCCAAUGCAAAACUUUGCCGACGGCCUCCCCCCUGCCCCGCCAGUUGCCCAUUCCUGGAGGCGUAUAGACGCCUGGGCAGAUGAAAACUAUCCAGAGCUCUACGACCAGCUAUGUGAAGGUGCUACCAACAAUGACCUGAACGACCUGGAGCAUCAGCUUGACUGCUCUCUUCCUCAAGACGUCCGCGACUCGCUUAUGGUUCACGAUGGUCAAGAACGAGGAGGAAUGCCCACCGGAAUUAUUUUUAGCCACAUGUUGCUGGACUGCGAAGAGAUCGUCCAGGAAUGGGAUAACUGGAGGACCGUCAAUCACCAGUAUUUGCUCGAAACAUCUAUCAACAAGCCCUCUACCCCUUCCAAGGCUUUCGGCGGUAGCAAUGAGGCUUCCUCCUCUAAGCAAGGCGCCGCAGCUGGCGGCAGCCCCGGUCCUUGGAGACAAGAUCUGCUCUCUCGCCAGGACUGCGUGCCCCCCAAUGCUGUUCAAAAGGCAUAUGCUCAUAGCUCAUGGAUCCCCCUCGUCCGCGACUGGGGUGGCAACAACUUGGCUGUCGAUCUGGCUCCUGGCCCUGGUGGCCAGUGGGGUCAGAUCAUUCUGUUUGGUCGUGACUACGAUACUAAAUACGUUGUCGCGCGCUCCUGGGCUGCGUUCCUGGCUGUUGUCGCGGAUGAUCUCAACAGUGGCAAGUGGUAUGUGGAUGAGGAAACCAACGAAUUGAAGCUCCGAGAGUUCAAAGAGACAAGAGUUGAGCCAUCGUACUUCAGCAUCCUGCGGUGGAGAAUGGAUCAGAAAUACGGAAGAAGGGCAGCUUCAAACCGAAGGUCAAUGGGGCCCAAGCCUAAUUCUCCUCUUGGCUCGCGUUCUUCUUCGCCUUAUGGUAGUGGUGGUGAGAAUGGUGAGCCCCGGGGCCGAUCUAUGCAACGACUCAGUGGAUCAUCUCCUUUGGCCAGCCCCCGGCCAGGCGCAGGAUACGGGAAGGCGACACCUUUGAGUAAAGUCACAGAGGAGACAACAAUUCCAGAGCUGGCCGACGCAUAUAUUCAGCCUGAGAAGCUUGUAGAGGUUGAAAGUCCCCGGCAAAGCCAGGACAGCAAACUUCCGAAAGUGACAACCAGCAUUCCCCGAGUGGAAUCCGACCUCCUCAAGGUGGAAGAAGAACCAUCUCCCAAGGCGAAUGGCAAGAAACCCGAGGUGGUGGACGAAUCGAUGAAGACAAUCGAGAUUUAAGCACUAAACAAUGGACAUUGUAUUUUGCAAUAGACGAAAGCACGGGGACUGGCAUAGGGGCAAUGAUUGCAUGAGACUCGUUAUUUUUUACCAACUUCUGGCCUGAGCUUCAUGCGGAGCGACGCACCGGGAUGGUACACACAGAUUUGGCGUUAAAGGCGUCGUGAGAAAUACGCAAGAUUCCAUGAUCCUUUCUACGAGAGGCGAACUUUUUAUUAUUGAUUUUCUUCUUUCUGUACUCCUCAGCUGGAAUAUCUCUGGGAGGAACGCAGAAACAGCAUACAAGCCUUAGUAUACUAUGAUAGCUUUGCUUAUUACUCAAGGGCGAGAUGUGGAUAGGUGAUCGUUGGGGAUAGUCAGUUGUGGUUAUACUGCAGCUCGAUGCCUCGCAUUGUCAUAGGAUGGAUGGUAAUCAUUGUAUGAAUAAGAAUUCACGUUUCCAUUUACCUUUAAAUAUCUCAAAUUUUGUUAACUGUGGUGAAAGAUCCGUCAUUAAUAUGACAGGCAAUGCUAGGAUAAAUCAUUUGGG